CUCUCUCUCUCUCUCUUCGCCACGAAACCCUAACCCUCUCCCUCCUCUCUCUCUCUCUCUCUCUCUCUCUCUCUCCCUCCCUCUACUCCCCUCGUCGAAAACCCUAGAAAGGGAAUGCAGAAGACGCGGCUGCAGGAGCUGUGCCACCGGAGGCGGUGGGCGCCGCCGGAGUACACGGUGAGCCGCGAGGGCCCCGACCACGCGCCGCGCUACCGGGCCACCGUCGCCGUCGCUGGCGCCGCGUUCGACGCCCCCGACCCCUCCGGCUCCUCCAAGGAGGCCCAGAACAAGGCCGCCAUGGCCGCACUCGACCACCUCGCCUCCGCCCCCGAAGCGACCCCGCCCUCUCCCUCCACCCCUGAGAAUCAAAUAUCUUUCAAAAGCCAGCUGCAAAUUUAUACGCAAAAGAGAAAUAAGGAACUACCAAUAUAUAGCUCUGCACGGGAGGGUCCACUUCAUGCUCCUUUGUUUAAGGCUACUGUUACGGUAGACGGGCGUACUUUCGAAAGUCCAAAACAUUUUAACACAAUAAAGGAAGCCGAAAGUGCUGCCGCGGAAGUUGCUUUGAUGUCCUUGCCGCGAGAAGAAGAUCAGCAGGAAAAUUUUUCAGCUGAAUCAGCUCUUUAUAAGAACCUUUUACAAGAGCUGACUCAGAAACAAGGCAUAUCUUUGCCCUCAUACCAAACUUUGAGAGAUGGUGCAUGCCAUAUGGCUACUUUUCGAUCAACUGUUGAAGUAGAAGGCGAGAGUUUUGAAGGAGAUGUUGCUAAGACGAAGAAGCAGGCGGAGAUGAAUGCUGCGAAGGUUGCUUGGUAUAAGCUUAGAGAGCGUAAACAAAAUCGACUUGUUUCUGAUCCUUCAACCAGUUCAUGCAUGCAAAAGGAAUUUGAUUCUGCUCAUCCUUCCAGUGCUCCAUUAAUUAGCUGUGACAAGAAUGAAGCUGCAGCAGUGAAUCACACUUCAAGCUCUCUCGAUUCCAUCAACUCCCAAUCAGAUCAGAAACCCAUAACUCUCAUUUCACUCGCAAAUGCCUUGGAAAAUUACACUUCAGCGCCUCUUACCAAGCGAGGCACUGAGACUGUAGUGAAGAAUGAACACCCCAAAGAUUAUAACUUGCCUCGAGAUUUGGGCUUGUUAUCUUCCCCGUCAUCCGAUCUCUCUGAUCGCCCUACCACGACUAUGAGUAUCGGGUGUUCCCAGGGGGAGUGUUCCAAGGGGGGGAGCAACGACUCCUUGUUGGGUAAAAGAGUGCGAGUGUAUCCCCGCAAACCGAACCUGGUUUUGCCCCAAGGCGCGACCUUGCUCCCAUUCAGCGAUGACAUGUGGGUAGCCGUUAGCCUCGAUUUAUGUGAAGGCGAUGUUCUCAUAUAAUCAGCAUUUCAAAGGGGAUUAUGGAAAUCAAACUAACUCUCCCCAAAACCUGUUGUAACACUCGUGUCGUCUUGUUUUUCGUUUGAUAUGUAUGAAAGUAAGUGAUUAAUUUGCUGAAUGUAGAAUGUGCCAUAACUAAAGUAUAUAAACAAAAUAGUCAGAUACGGACACCGAUCAUCAUGUUAUGAACUCUGUAUCUUUAUGAACAUAAUAAUAUCUGUUUAUUGUAAGUAAAUACUAAAUAGUGUAGUUAACCUAACGUUUAUGGCUUGCUUCUCAGAGAAA
Ananas comosus (pineapple) is the source of this 1656-nucleotide messenger RNA. RefSeq names its product double-stranded RNA-binding protein 1-like. The transcript is spliced from 6 exons. NCBI's taxonomy places the organism in Eukaryota, Viridiplantae, Streptophyta, Magnoliopsida, Poales, Bromeliaceae. The coding region runs from base 115 to 1371 and encodes 418 amino acids. The record is from RefSeq and is a predicted model, not a curated record.